Drosophila ananassae is the source of this 1696-nucleotide messenger RNA. It is a transcript of the gene Cyp304a1, whose product is annotated as probable cytochrome P450 304a1. The record is from RefSeq and is a predicted model, not a curated record. Bases 49 to 1581 code for a protein of 510 amino acids. The transcript has 4 exons. Gene Ontology annotation, molecular function: iron ion binding; oxidoreductase activity, acting on paired donors, with incorporation or reduction of molecular oxygen; heme binding. Lineage: Eukaryota; Metazoa; Arthropoda; Insecta; Diptera; Drosophilidae.
ACGCAACUGCACGGCAGCGAUGUAUUCAGUCGGUGGCCGGACUUUAAAAUGAUCACGGGACUUCUCCUGGUAAUUGUCGUAGUUGCAUUUUUGUGCCUAUCUUAUCGAUAUGCAGUGGCGCGACCCAAAGGAUUUCCUCCUGGACCCCCAAGGAUACCAUUUUUUGGAAGCUACCUUUUCCUGUUGAUGAUAAAUUUCAAGUAUCUGCACAAGGCAGCCUUAACCCUCAGUCGAUGGUACAAAUCGGAUAUUAUUGGACUUCAUGUGGGUCCCUUCCCCGUGGCCGUCGUCCACAACUACGAGGGUGUUCGCGAGAUCCUUAACAACAAGGCGUUCGAUGGACGUCCUGGACUCUAUGUGGCCGCCAUGCGAGAUCCAGGCGAUGAAAUCCGAGGUAUUUUCUUUCAAGACGGGCCCCUUUGGAAGGAGCAGCGACGUUUUAUCCUGCGAUAUCUUCGCGAUUUUGGUUUCGGCCGGCGUUUUCAGCAACUGGAGUCAGUGAUCCAGGAGCAGCUCACGGACAUGCUCGACCUCAUCCGCAACGGACCAAAGUAUCCGCAUGAGGAGGCCAUGGUUAAGCCAGGUGGAUACCGAGUGCAGCUUCCGCUUCUCUUCAAUCCCUUCUCGGCCAACUCGCAUUUCCACAUUGUCUACAAUGAAUGCCUGCCACGUGAGGAAAUGGGCAGACUCAUUAAGCUUUGUCAAAUGGGAAUGCAGUUCCAGCGCAACGCGGAUGACUAUGGCAGAAUGUUGAGUAUCCUGCCCUGGAUCCGCCACUUGUUUCCAGAAUUGAGUGGCUACAGUCAAAUGCAUGAAGCCAAUGUAUUUGUUCACAAGUUCUUUGCCGAUUUUGUGGACCGUCAUUUGGAAACCUAUCAGGAGGGCGUGGAGCGCAACUUUAUGGAUGUUUAUAUAACGGAGAUGCGUCAGUCUCCGGGUUACGGUUUUAAUCGAGAUCAGUUCAUAAUGGGGCUUGUGGACUUUUCAUUUCCAGCCUUCACCGCCAUUGGAGUGCAAUUGUCCUUGCUGGUUCAGUAUUUAAUGCUUUAUCCGGAGGUAUUGAAACGAAUCCAAAGCGAGGUGCAUGAGGUAGUUGGUUGUGGACGGCUCCCGACUCUGGAGGAUCGGAAGAGCAUGCCCUUUACAGAGGCCACCAUUCGCGAGGGACUGCGCAUUGAGACCCUGGUGCCUUCCGAUGUGCCUCACAAGGCAUUAGUGGACACGGAGCUGCUGGGCUACAAAAUACCCAAAAACACAAUCGUCGUACCCAGCCUGUAUGCCUUCCAUUCGGAUACUCGCGUCUGGAAGGAUCCAGAAAACUUUCGCCCAGAGCGAUUCCUUGACUCGGAAGGCAAGCUCAAUCUUAAGUUGGACGUUUCUUUGCCCUUCGGAGCAGGAAAACGACUCUGCGCCGGCGAAACAUUUGCCCGCAAUAUGCUCUUUCUAAUGACCGCCACCAUUUGCCAGCACUUUGAUUUUGUUUUGGCCCCGGGCGAUACAUUACCGGAUCUUUCCCAGAACCUGAAUGGCCUGAUCAUAUCUCCACCUGACUUCUGGGUACAGUUGCAGGAAAGGCACUGAAUCAAGCUAGAGGAGCAAAUACCAUCUUAGAAUUAAGAAUUACCUUUAUUAGUUAGAAUAAUUUCAAAUCAUUUAAAAGUAUUAACCAUAAACUAUACUUAUGGAAAAACAAGUA